Linum trigynum is the source of this 2624-nucleotide messenger RNA. Lineage: Eukaryota; Viridiplantae; Streptophyta; Magnoliopsida; Malpighiales; Linaceae. The record is from the annotation of a GenBank genome assembly.
UAGAAAGAAAGGUAUAAACAAAUAAUCAAUCAAUCUAUCUAUGGAAGAGGAGAAAAAGAAAAUGGAAAGAAAGAGCAAAGGAGGCGCCACGUUGCUUUGAUGAUGACGCGGAAAAGGACCCACACUGGCAGGCACCGAUCGCCGACGACAGCCGCCGGCCCACCGCCAAGCCACCCUUCCCUUUCUUUUCUAUCGGAGGAAUAAUACGACGUCGUUUGGGGUCGGCUCUCGCCGUUUUUGGACCGCGGUUGCCUUGUUCCUGCGCGCCUUCACGUUUUUACAGCUACAGCUCCCACCAGGCACCAGGCCACCACCAUCUUCGCCAUCCCACCACUCCCCCCAACCUUUUCGGUGUUCACCUUAUUUUACUCUCUCUCUCUCUCUCUCUCUCUGCUGUCAUAUAUAUACACAUAAAGAUUCUUCCUUUCCUUUCCUUGCUUCCUUCCAUCCAUUUCCAAGCACAACCAUUUUAACAUUAAACCGAGGUCAAACCCACUCACUGCCUCUCUCCCUCCCUCUAUCUCUCCAGCUUCCAUUAGCUUUGUGGGGGAUUCGGUUCACUGUGAUCGAGGAACUGCUCUUUCGGCCUCUGCCUCUCUGGUGCCUAUUGAUACAGUCUGAUUCGGCCCCUGUUUUAAAUGCUAGCAGUCUGAGUGUCUGAGGCUUGGGUUCUCUCAACCCGACGAAAAGGAACCAACUUUCGGAUGAUAAAAGGUAUAUAUGUGUGUGUGUGCCUCUCUGCUCUCCAUUUAAUCCUCUGUUUCAUUUUAAAUGCUCGCUGUAUUCACUACUCUGUCUGGCUUACAAUUUUGUUUCUUUCUGGAUUGUUGUUAUUUGACGAGUUGGGUUUUGUUCCUCUUCAGGUUUAACGAACUGGGUGCUAGUUGAAACUUGAGAAAGAAAAACAGACGAGGAUGAGUAGCCGAGCCAGUACAACUAGGCAUUCCGCCAUGAAAGCUCCUCCUCCGGCUAAGCUUGGAAAGGAGAGCUAUUCCAUCAAUGGAACUAACAAUGCAACCAAAUCCCGCAGAGCUUCCCCAAGAAGAGACAAGAAAAUGGCUCUCCAGCAAGAUGUUGAUAAACUGAAGAAGAAGCUGAGAUACGAAGAGAAUGUGCACAGAGCUCUGGAGAGAGCUUUCAAUAGACCCAUGGGAGCUCUGCCUCGCCUCCCUCCUUAUCUUCCCUCUGCCACGCUGGAGCUUCUAGCAGAAGUUGCUGUCUUAGAAGAGGAAGUCGUACGGUUAGAAGAACAAGUAGUGCAUUUCAGGCAAGACUUGUACCAAGAAGCUGUCAACAUUUCCAGCUCCAAGAGGAACCUUCGAGAAAAUUCCUCUACAGAUUCCCACCAUUCAAUCCCGCCUAAGAACGAGCAGCAGCAGCAACAGCAGGGGAAAGGGAAUGAAAUGGGCUGCUGUUCUUCCAAUUCAGCAGCGAAAAAAGGGAGGGGUUCAUCAUCGUCAGCUCACAAUGCUCACAAUACGGUUCAAGCGCCAGUCAAAAGAGUUGUAACUGAUCAUAAACCGGAGAAGCUCAUGGAUCCUCGGAAGUUAAAGCUGGUGGAUGACAACCCAAACAAGGUAUCGGAGGACAUCGUGAAGUGCUUGUCGAGCAUUUUCGCGAGGUUGAGCACGAAGAGGAAGAACCACAACAGCAGCGAGUAUGAUCCUUAUGGGAUAUGGGCAGAUUUUGGAAGGAGAGAUGUUGGUCAGUACAAGCAUUUGUGUGUAAUUGAAGCUGACACUAUCAAUCUCGACAGAACAUCCAACUCUUUGUUUCUACUCCAUAAACUCAAGAUUCUGCUUGGUAAACUUGCCGCUGUCAAGUUGGAUAAGUUAACCCAUCAGGAGAAACUUGCAUUCUGGAUCAACAUCUACAACUCCUGCAUGAUGAAUGCAUUUCUGGAGUGUGGUAUACCAGAAAGCCCUGAGAUGGUUGUUGCAGUAAUGAGAGAGGCAACAAUAAAUGUUGGAGGACACCUGAUAAGUGCAAUAACCAUUGAACACUUCAUUCUCAGAUUGCCUUACCACUCCAAAUAUGCAUUAUCUAGAGGGUUGAAGAACGAUGAGAUGACAGCAAGGAGCAAAUUCGGGUUGGAGUUAUCCGAACCUUUGGUGACAUUUGCUCUCUCUUGUGGAAGUUGGUCUUCUCCUGCUGUGAGAGUGUACACAGCAGCACAAGUCGAGAAUGAGCUCGAGGCGGCGAAGAAAGAGUACUUGCAGGCAGCAAUUGGGAUUUCAGCUAACAAGUUUGCUAUCCCGAAGCUGUUGGAUUGGUAUUUGCUGGACUUUGCAAAAGACUUCGACUCAUUGCUGGACUGGAUUUGCCUGCAGCUACCAAGUGAACUUGGGAAAGAAGCAAUGAAGUCCCUUGACAGAGGUACUAAAACUCAGCCAAGUACACAAAUCAUCCAGGUCAUGCCAUAUGAGUUCAGUUUUAGGUACCUUCUGUACAUACAAUAGUUAAUCCUCUUCAGUGCAGUUCCGUAGAAGCCUUGAACUCUCAGUUUUGUACACAUCAAUAGGGUAAAAAUAGAUGUAGAAUUUCAGUUUGUAUAAUUUGUCAUCUCUGUAUGUAUUGAGUCAUAAAAAAGAAGGAAAAGCAGUGAAUGAAAAGUUCAAUAUUUU